AUGGCAUAUUCGGCAUCUGGGUUUGGGACAACAUCGCUCAGUUGUCAAGGUUGGCAAAGACCCAACCACCUAGGUUUCGUAAAUCGAAGGUUUGUGACAAUGCCUGAUGACGUUGUGGGGGUUGGGUUUGCAACGACGUCAAAGGGUGACACCAGUUUUUUCGUGAAGGUUGAUGGGAUGAUGAUAGUUCUAUAG
Prunus armeniaca (apricot) is the source of this 195-nucleotide messenger RNA. The record is from the annotation of a GenBank genome assembly. NCBI's taxonomy places the organism in Eukaryota, Viridiplantae, Streptophyta, Magnoliopsida, Rosales, Rosaceae.